UGACGGUUGCUGGUGGACAGUUUUCCCUCCUCGCGGACGAAGCUAAGCUGAUGUUCAGCUAAACUCACUUCCUUCGCUGAACAUUUCGGACUCCGUGGCUCUACCACCGCGGGAGGACGGCGGACAGAGAGACCGGACACCGCUAACUGCGCUGUUAACGAAGACUUAUGCGGUCCUGCUAGCAGGCCAUCAUGUUCAACAAGUCGUUUGGUACUCCCUUCGGUGGAGGGACGGGAGGGUUUGGAACCUCAUCAACCUUUGGUCAGCAAAACACAGGUUUUGGGACGCCGGGAGGCUUCGGGACGUCUGCGUUCGGGACGACCACCAACACUGGAGGGCUGUUUGGUUCCACACAGAAUAAACCAGGUGGUCUUUUUGGCUCCAGUACCUUCAGCCAACCAGCAACUUCCUCCACCAGCACCGGCUUUGGUUUUGGUGCAGCCAGCGGCACGUCCACCAGCCUGUUUGGCAACACCGGAACAGGCACCAGCGGCGGACUUUUCUCCCAGCAGAACAAUGCCUUCGGUGCCAACAAGCCCACCUCUUUUGGAAGCUUUGGGACGAGCACCAGCAGCGGCGGGCUGUUCGGGUCCACCAACACCACCUCCAACCCUUUCGGUGGAACCAACUCGCUGUUCGGAGGCUCCGGGUUUUCUGCCGCACAGCAGCCAGGAACCACCGUGAAAUUCAACCCCCCAACUGGAAGUGACACGAUGGUGAAAGCAGGUGUGACCACGAGCAUCAACACAAAGCACCAGUGCAUCACCGCCAUGAAGGAGUACGAGAACAAAUCCUUGGAGGAAUUGAGGCUGGAGGACUACCAGGCGGGCAGGAAAGGUCCGACCAACCCGAUGGCUCCAGGGACCGGCGGCCUGUUUGGUCCGGCCACAGCCACAUCCAGCGCCACGACUGGCCUGUUCGGCUCUGCGGCCCCCAACACCAGCUUCUCUUUCGGCCAGAACAAGAGCACCUUUGGAGGCGCCACCGGCGGCUUCGGUACAACUACAGGAGGUCUGUUUGGCGGUCAGACCCAGCAGCAAGCCGGCAGCCUCUUCAAGCCGUUCGGUCAGACCACCACCGCUCAGAGCACCGGCUUCUCCUUCGGCAACACCAACACCAUGGGACAGGCCAACACCAGCAGCAUGGGUUUGUUUGGGAACACGGCAGCGUCUCAGUCCGGUGGCCUGUUUGGCACAGCUCAAACCAGCACCGCCACCGGUUUUGGGACGGCCACUGGGCUGUUCGGCCAAACCAACACUGGGUUUGGAAACGUGGGCACGCAGCAGAGUCUAUUCGGCAAUAAGACGGCCGGCUUCGGCCCCACCACCACCAGCGCUCCGUCCUUUGGCACAGGCACCGGGCUCUUUGGAAACAAGCCGGCCCUCACGCUGGGAACCGGAACCAACACCUCCACCUUCGGUUUUGGGGCGAACCCUGCUGGAGGGAGUCUGUUUGGGAACAAGUCGACCACCGGGGGACUGGGGACUGGACUGGGAACCAGCUUUGGAACAGCAGUGGGCACAGGACAGACUCUGUUUGGGAACAACCAGAACAAACUGGGCACCACACUGGGAACGAUGGGAACGUUUGGAACCACGGGAUUCAACAGUGGAACGAGCACGCUGGGCUUCGGAGCUCCACAACAACCUGUUGCCCUCACAGAUCCAAACGCUGCCGCCGCCCAGCAGGCCAUGCUUCAGCAGCAGCUCAGCGUUCUGGCCUACUCACCGUACGGAGACUCACCACUGUUCAGAAACCCGCUGUCAGACCCCAAGAAGAAGGAGGAGCGUCUGAAACCAACCAAUCCAACGGCUCAGAAGGCCCUGACCACGCCCACCCACUACAAGCUGACGCCCCGUCCUGCGACCAGAGUCCGGCCCAAAGCGCUGACGUCUUCGGGCGGCUCUAAGUCGCAGCUCUUCGACGGCCUGGAUGACGACGAGCCGUCGCUCACCAACGGAGCCUUUAUCCCGAGGAAGAGCAUAAAGAAACUGAUGCUGAAGAACCUUAACAGCAGUCAGUACAGCAGCCCGAUUAACAAAGAGAGUGACGACCUGGCCUCGCCACCGGAGUAUCCACAGAACGGACACAGCCAUGUGGAGGAGGAGGAGGAGCUGAGGGAGGCGCCGGGACCCAGCGGCCGGCCGGACGACGACCCGGAGGUCACCCACUUCUACGUCAACCCCAUCGCCAAGCCGAUCCCUCAGGGCCGAGCCCAGACCAGUCUGCAGGACACCAUCAGCGACCUGAACAUGCACAAACCGUCCAGGAACGGCCUGGAGCUGAGCAACGAUGACGUGUCGGCGUCUCUGGGAGAAGAAUCUCUGCAGGAGGAGAGGGAGGAGGAGCAGCUGGAGUCCCAACAGUCUCCUCAUCCUGCAGGCAUCGUUCUGAACCGUGUGGGGUAUUACACAAUCCCCUCCAUGGACGACCUCGCUGAGAUGGUGGACGAGAACGGAGAGUGUGUUGUAGAAAACUUCACCAUCGGCAGGAAAGGUUAUGGCUCCAUCUUCUUCCCUGGCGAGGUGAACGUGACGGGACUGAACCUUGACGAGAUUGUCCACUUCAGACGUAAAGAGGUGAUCGUGUACCCAGACGACAAGAACAAGCCGCCAGAGGGGGAGGGGCUUAACAGGCGAGCGGAGGUGACUCUGGACGGUGUCUGGCCGAACGACAAGACAACCUGCACUCAGAUCAGAAGUCCUGAACGCCUCACCGACAUGAACUACGAGGGUCGGCUGGAGAAGGCCUCGCGCAAGCAGGGAGCCCGUUUCCUCGAGUACCGGCCCGAAACCGGCUCCUGGGUGUUCGAGGUGGCCCAUUUCUCCAAAUAUGGCCUCCAGGACUCGGAUGAAGACGAGGACGUGCCGCCUAAAGCCGACCCCAAGAAGCUGAAGACGACGAUGACUCUUCCUCCCUCCAGGCUGCAGCAGCAGCUUCCCCCCUCCCAGCAGCAGGUGGCGCCACAGGCUCAGUCCACGGUCGUCAUGGAUCUUCCGGGCGGCGUCUCGGAGCUGGACAGCGACAUGGCGGACAUCACCCAGAGCUACCCGACGGACAGCAUGCUUCGAGGAGAGGAGGACGGCGACCUGCCGGCGGGUGAAAUGGACACAACGGCCGGGAAGCUCGGAGGUUUUGCGUCCGCAGAGCACGACGGUGUCUCCACAUCUGGCCACAUUGCGUCCUCGUUUGGCAUCAACCCGCACACGCUCCAGAUCAUGAAGGCAUCUCUGUUUGCUGAGGAUGAGGAUGACGGUGACAUGUUCCAGGACCAGGCAGUGAUGAAGAUCUCCUCUGAUGUCUCGUCUCCUCGCCUCGUCCUGCCGGGAGCUCACGGCCGACCCUCCGUCGGCGGUCUCCUUCAGGCUCGUUUCACCUCCGGUCUCCUCUCUCAGCUCUCAGACUCUCCCUGCCCUCCUCUGCCGUCAUCCCGGGCGUCUCCGGCGGCGAUCGAACCCUCACGCUCGCUGCAGUGGGCGGGGCCAGGACCCUCCUCUUUCCUGGUUCCUCCCAGGACUCCGGAGCCUUCGAUCAGGACAGUCGGGGUCCGGCGGCUGGGCGGCCCCGUCCCCAUGAAGGAGUCGGUCACCCAGGGGAAGGGAGCUUUGCUGAUGGACACCGGGCUAUUUGCGGUCCGUUCCUUCCGGGUUGGUUGGGGUCCUGGCUGGACGUUGGCUCACUGCGGCAGCCGGCUGAGUUCACCAACAUCCAAACAGCUCGAGUACCAAGAACUGACGACCAAGACCGACUUCAGCUUCCUGCCUAAACCUGCCAAGAGCAAACCACUGACAGAAAGCCCCUACAAGGUGGUGCUGGAGCAGCUGGUGGGUCUGGAGCCUCCACAGGGGAAGACCAGUGAGGAGGAGGGGGAUGAAGAGAGCCAGGCGGUGCUGCAGCGCCCCCUGGAGAUCUGCCUGAAGCACAGCACCGUCAGCACCCCGGACGCCUCCGCCUGCCCGCUGGUACGACCGCAGCUCGGUGUGGCGGCGCUGCACGAAUACGCCGAGUGGAUCACAGAGCUGAACGACAAGCAGGGAGACGCAGAUCCCCUCCUGGGUCACUGGGCCGAGGUGUGGACGCUGUGCGAGGCUCUGUGGGGUCGGUUGGGCCCCACGGAUCAGGAGCCCGACGUCGAGGCACCCAGUGAGUACGAGCAGCAGCUGGAGAGGCGGCGGACCUUCUCAUCCUGGCUGUCCCACGGCGCCACCUGCAGGGUGGAGGAGGAGGUGGCUCUGGUGGGGAAGGGGUGCCACACGGAGGCCAUCUUCAGCUACCUGACAGGAAACCGCAUCAGCGAGGCGUGUCGACUCGCUCAGAAGGAAGGAGACCACCGCCUGUCCCUGCUGCUGUCCCAGGCCAUGGGUUCUCAGUACUGCCGGGACCUUCUGGCCCUUCAGCUGGCCGACUGGAACCGCAUGCAGACAGACUGCUACCUGCCUGAAGAACGACUUCGCAUCUUCACACUGCUCGCCGGCAAGCCUGUGUGGCAGUCGUCUGAGUCUGUGGUGAACGUUUGCUCCGAGUUGGACUGGAAGCGCUGCCUGGCCGUCCACCUCUGGUUCAUGCUGCCUCCGACCGCUUCUGUGGCCGACGCCCUCGCCAAAUACGAAGCCGCCUUUCAGGGCUCCUGUGAUAGCGGGAAAUACGCCUGCGCCCCUCUGCCGCCCUACUUGGAGGCAGAUCAGCCAGAUUUGGAGGAGGAGGAGGAGGAGGAGGCUAAACGGCCGCUGUACGACACCUGCUUCCACCUGCUCAAACUCUACAGCGACAGACACUACAGCCUGCAGCAGCUGUUGGAUCCUCUCACCGUCACCUGGGAGCGUCUGGAUUACCGCCUCAGCUGGCACCUGUGGGGCGUCCUGCAGGCGCUGCACUACGGCCACCUGAGCUCCUCGCGGCAGGGACUCCUCCACGCCAGCUACGCCGCCCAGCUGGAGAGCGCCGGCCUCUGGCACAUGGCCGUCUUCAUCCUGCUGCACAUCCCCGACCACAGCCAGCGGGAGCGAGCCGUGAGGGAGAUGCUGACCCUCCACUGCCCCCUGCAGGAGACGGACGAGUCGGUCCGCAGGGAGCGCUUCCUGACCGAGAGGCUGCUGGUCCCAGAGCGCUGGAUCCACGAGGCCAAGGCCACCCGGGCCAGACGCGACGCCGACCGGCACCAGCAGGCGCUGCACCUGUACCGGGCCGGAUACUGGAACCAGUGCCAUCGACUGCUCAUCCAGCACCUGGCCUCAGACUGCAUCAUCAACGACAACCACGACUACCUGCUGGAGUUCCUGGAGGGUCUGGCGGUCCCUGAACACAGCGCCACCAUCCAGGACUGGGACACUGCAGGGAGGGUUUACCUGGACUACAUCAGGGUCAUCAAGACUCUGCAGGACAUCCAGCAGAUGGAGACCGCUGGCUACGAGCUGGAGCGUCUCUACACCGACGUGACGUCUCUCUGCAGCAGAAUCGAGCUUCUGCCCUGCAGCACCGCCAGAGACCGACUCGCCCAAUCAGAAAUGGCGAAGCGUGUGGCCAACAUCCUCCGUGUGGUUCUGAGCCUUCAGCAGGGCGACGUGGCGUCCGACUCGCUCGGCGUCCCACUGGCUCAGCUGGCGCCACACAUCAGCCGCCUGCCGAUGCCGGAGGACUACACCCUGGAGGAGCUGCGAGGCCUCACGCAGUCGUACCUGCGGCAGCUCAUCGUCAGCCAAUGACGGCGCAGAGCCGGGGCAGGAAGUGAUGUCGCACCGGGGCAAACAGGAAGACGGUCUUAGCUGCUCCAACGUCAUGAAACCCUGAUGCAGAGACUUCAAGGAAAAGAGCUUCUAAAUAGAAAGUUUAGUUCAGCUGUGGACGCCGUCUUCCUUCAGCCUUUUAGACGCCGUCAACAGGAAGUGACUGGAUUUCAAAUUAACAUUCUAGUGAGGGAUCAGCUGAGUCACCUCACAGUUAAAUACUGCUGGAGAUCAGUGGUUCUCAUUAGAGAACCGACAGAAGAGUCCAGCAGAAAACAUUGGUUUUCUUUUGACUACAGUUUAAUACAAAAGAUGACGUCCUGAAAUGUCUCAUUUUAUCCAAACAACCAUUAAACACAUAAAGUAAAUCUUCUAUUUUUAUUCUUUUCCUUAGAUUGAAUUCCUCCAAAUAUUAUUUAAAAGAAACACUUAUAUUAAAAAGAAAAACUCCUGUGUAGAACUUGUAGCUGCUGGUUUCCUCCCAUCUCUGACUGAAAAUCACCUUGAAUGCAUGAAGACUGUAAAUUUAUAGCAGAAAGUUUGUAAAAAUUUGACACGAAAAUGCCUCAGAGCUCAUUAAAAGUCUUCACCGAUUUAAAAACGAGUCUGAAAACAUCACAUCUAGAAUCACAUUCUCACAAAAUAGGAUGGAAAAAUUGACGUCAGCUUUGUUUUCUUUUGGUUUGCUGCUGUUUUUUAGUGUCCAGUUUACUGAUGUUUGUUGGAAUUAUUGUGAAAUGAAGCCCAGAAACUGUCAGAGAAAUGAGAUCUAAGCAUCAGUGCCAGUCUUAAAGUCCUGCUUUUUGUUAAAUUGGUUUCAGUUGGAUAUUAAAUUGCCUCUAAUUUCUUCAGGAUAGUUAGAGCAGCACAAAACUAAACAGCAAGACAUUUAAAGCCACAUAAUUUACUGUAAAUGUUCUUCGUGUAGCUGAGCUGAUUUUCAUUCUGUGCAGAAAUGAACGGAAACCAAAGUAAAACCUCCAGAAACCUGUGAGGCCUCCAGGUUAACAGGAAACAGGUAGAGAAGGAGUUGAAACUUAAACAUGAAACUGCAGGUUGGAUUUCAACCAGAUUUACUCUCAUUUCCAGGUUUAUUAUUUGGAAGUUCUCAUCGAUAACAGGAGCGUUUUCCUUCUUCUCUGCCUCUGUUUGAAAAGUGUCUUCAUAUCUUCAAAAUAAAAGUACCUGAAUUACUCGUCUGACCCUAAACAAAGCGCUGCGUUCUUGAUCACCGCCACUGAUUUGGUUUCAAAUAAAGUAAAUAAAAGCAUCUGUUAGCUUAGCGACGGUAGCUCCUGUUCAUGUGUCCAUAUGUGAAUAGAGACGGUCUGUAAUGUUAAAGAAGAAGUGGUGAUGGUUCCUCAACAUGCAAAGUGUAAAAUGGUCUAUUUUUGUAGAUUUCUUGUGUUUUGUUUGGUCUGAAUGUGAACCAGAAGUGAACAGCAGCAACAGUUUGGUCGUCAGGUUUUCUAAAGUGAAGAGUUUCCUUCCAAAACGAGCUGCCAGCUGGAGAUUUCACUGCAUGUAAUUAUAUAAAUAUUGUAUAUUUUUGGAAGUCAAACAGGGAACGUCAGGUCAUUUUUAUCCUCUACCUUUAAUUAUCAGCAAAUUGGAUGCAAAGUCUUUUGAAAUGAAACCCUUCACUUAUCGAUCGAUUGAUUUUGUUGUAGAUUAAGUGUCGGCUUGCCAAGAAUGUGCUUUUGUUGUUUUUUUUUUCCAUUUUCACCAUUUCUCUAUAUGAUGUCAGAAACAGUGUGUGUUGUUCACAUGGAUGGAUUUUGUGUUGUGUGUGUGUGUGUGUGUGGCUGCGUGCAUGUCAGGAUUCUGUUGAUAUUUUUUAAUAAAGGCAAGUAGAAAUAAA
Molecule: messenger RNA, 7584 nt
Organism: Amphiprion ocellaris (clown anemonefish)
Lineage: Eukaryota; Metazoa; Chordata; Actinopteri; Pomacentridae
Gene: nup98
Product: nucleoporin 98 and 96 precursor
Exons: 35
Coding region: 192-5702 (1836 amino acids)
Biological process (GO): protein import into nucleus; RNA export from nucleus; post-transcriptional tethering of RNA polymerase II gene DNA at nuclear periphery
Cellular component (GO): nuclear pore cytoplasmic filaments; nuclear pore
Molecular function (GO): structural constituent of nuclear pore
Source: RefSeq, a predicted model, not a curated record